Messenger RNA from Puma concolor (puma), 1851 nucleotides. The record is from RefSeq and is a predicted model, not a curated record. NCBI's taxonomy places the organism in Eukaryota, Metazoa, Chordata, Mammalia, Carnivora, Felidae.
AUGUCAUCCUUACCAACUUCAGAUGGAUUUAACCAUCCAGCCCAUCCUUCAGGACAGAGUCCUGAGAUUGGUAAUCCUAUGAGUCUUGCUCACUCUGUCUCUGCUUCAGGCUGCCCUGUCGAGCCCAGUGACCCUGACAGCAUUGAACCUAAAGCUCUAAAGGCUUUGAAGGCUUCCGCUGAAUUCCAGAUAACCUCUGAAAAGAAAGAACAUCUUCCUCCACAGGAUCUUUCUGAUUGUGCUUCUUCAGCAGACAGCGCUCCAGCCAUGCCUCUGCAGAAUUCAUCCGAAGAAGCCAUUGUUGCAGAGAAUAUGGCGAAAUCUGCUGAAAGAAGCACCCAGGGCCUCAGAUCUCCUCUCCACACAAGACAGCAAGCUAGUUUAUCUGUCACGACUACUAGUGUGCAAGAACCACCGGGGUUUCUAGGUGAAAAGGGUUGGCAUCCAGAAAGUCAGAACCCGAGUCAAGGGAAUGGCCUUCAGCAGCACAAAGAACCAGGGAAUGAACAGCAUGAGGUUGUACAACAGAAUGCUCUACAUGACCAAGAACAGGAACAUCUCUGUAACACAGAGAACUUUGAACUUCUUGGAGAAAGGCAACAGAAUCCACAAAGAAGUGUUGAUUUAGAAGCUACAAUGAAAGAAGACAGGCUACAGCAGAAUGUGGACCUUCCAGGUACAGAGGAAAAUAUUCUACCUUCCGGAUGCUUUGGCUGCCCCCAUUCAGAAACACUCAUGGAAGUGGAUACAGUUGAAGAGUCCCUAGUGGCUGUGCCUAACUCAGCGGAUGGUCAGAAUGCCAAUGUCAAGAACAUCGGUGCACCCGAUCUCACCUUAGAUAAUCCCCUGAUGGAAGUAGAAACCUCAAAAUGUAAUCCUUCAUCCGAAAUUUUGAGUAAUUCAAUUUGCACUCAGGAUUUACAACUCCCAGACAAUAACGUUGAAAUGUCUGGAACAAAUAAAGAAGAUGGGGAUUGCUCCCUGUCUUUAAGUCUCUGUGGCAGUUGUCAGCCUUCUGUGGAGUCAGCAGAGGAAUCCUGCUCAUCUCUAACAGCAGCCUUGAAGGAACUCCAUGAACUUUUGGUCAUUAGUAGUAAACCAGCUUCAGAAAAUACAUCUGAAGAAGUUAUCUGUCAAUCGGAAAUGGUAACUGAGGGCCAAACAGGUGUGAAGGACCUUUCUGAAAGAUGGACCCAAAGUGAGCAUGUUCUAGUUACCCAGAACGAAGAGCGUUCACAAGUCUCCUUUCAUCAGACCAUAACUGUAUCGGUGAGGGCAGAAAAGUUAACAGACACUUCAAAUGGUGCUGGAGUAGAAGAUGUAGAAAAUAUUAAUGUCAGGGAUCCAGGUGAUGGCCUAGUAACUGAUAAGGAAAGUGUCCCCGAGUCUAGGGAAUCCGAGAACAAGAGCAGUUCUGACGCUCUAGCCUCAGCAAAAACGUCUGAUCAAUUACACUGCACCUUAGGUGUAGAAAUCUCACCCAAACUUUCAGCAGGUGAGGAGGAUGGUGUCAGUCCCACUUCUGAGCAAACGAAGUCCUGGUCCAGUUUCACGUUGGUUGAAGAUCUGGACCAGGGCUCACAGAAUCCGGUGACAGACAGGCCUGAGACACGACAGGAUGUCUGUCCUGAAGCUGCAGGGCCACUUGUUGACUUUGAACCGCCCACCAGCCACCCAUCACCAAGUCCCUCCAUUCUUCCACCACUGAUUUUUCCUGCUGCAGACAUUGACCGGAUUCUCCGUGCCGGCUUCACUUUGCAGGAAGCUCUUGGGGCUUUGCAUCGAGUUGGUGGAAAUGCAGACCUUGCACUUCUUGUCUUGCUCGCAAAGAACAUUGUAGUUCCUACAUAA